UGUAUAUAUUCCAAACUCAAACAAUAAUUACUAGGCAGCUGAACUGCUCCUUGGUGUUGAACAAAAGAGUGUGAUUGGUUGAGUUUGACUUCUUUCAAUCCACUUCACCAUGACAAAAACCUUCCUAGUUUCCCAACAAUUUCAUCAAACUUGUUAAUCGUUAAAACCUCAUAUACUUAUUAAAUUUGCGUAUCACCAAAUUUUAUUCCAUUAAUUUUUUCGUAUAUGUCAAAUGAUUCCUGACAAGAAACCCCUUUCAAAACCGCCAUUUCUGCAAGCUAAAAUCCUACCUACUAAAAGUUUUUUUUUUUAGUUCAGGCAUUUCCCCAUCAAUAUUAACUGCAUAGUUUUUUUUUUGUUUUUUUUGGAUGGAAAAUAUUUGAGAUUGUGUGAUGGCUGUGGUGGAAAUUCCAGGGACCGUUAACAGAUUAGGGUACCCGGAGAUCGAUUUGGCGCCGAAUUUGAGGUUGAGGAGCAGAGGCAGUAUGAGGGGUGAGCGGGAAAUUGUGGAGGAAUUGGAGCCAAGAACGACGCCGUCUCCGGCUCUUAGGGAGGAGAUAAUGUAUGUGGCUUUGGGGAAAGAUGUGAAGGAGAGUGAGAGAACGCUGAUGUGGGCCUUGCAUAAUUCUAGAGGGAUGAAGAUUUGUGUUCUUCAUAUUCACCAACCUGCUCAGAAAAUACCAGUGUUGGGUACUAAGGUUGCGAUUGGUAGGUUGGACGAAAAUCAAGUACGCGUAUACCAUGAAAAUGAAAGACAAGAGAUGCUUAAGAUUAUUGACAAGUAUAUCCGGAUUUGUGAACGAUCAGGGGUGAGAGCAGAGAAACUAUGCAAAGAAUUGGAUUCUAUUGAGAAAGGCAUAGUCCAGCUCAUAUAUGAACAUGAGAUUAAAUGGCUUGUCAUGGGAGCUGCAGCUGAUAAAUCUUACUCGAGAAAAAUGAAGGAGCCUAAGUCUAAGAAAGCAAUCCAUGUGCGCUUGGAAGCACCUACUUUCUGCCAAAUAUGGUUCAUAUGCAAAGGAAACCGCAUAUAUACAAGGGAAAGUAAAUUGGAUGGAAUUAACAUAGAGGUAGACUCUCCACCAGUUCAAGCAAGUCCAAGUUCUGAAGCUGUGCAGACCUGGAGAUCGCUCUCACUUGCUGAAGGGGAAAAUGAUCGAAUGGAGCUUCAAAGUUCAGCAAUAAGUCAUCGGAGGUUCCUGUCUGAAAAUAAUGGUAUGCACUUUAGCAGCUCCGGAAGAGGUUCUCCUUGUAGCAGCUUGAAUCAAGAAGGUAACUCUGACGGGGAGAACCAAUCAAGGAGAACUCCUUCAGUGGGUUCACGCUUUUCUACAUGUUCGUCUAGUGAAAUAAUUGACGAUCUGGCUGUAAACCCCCUUUCAAGCACUCAGAACCUUGGAAAGUAUCGUUCAUCCUCAGUGGCAUCCAGUGCUAUAGACGGCAAUAUGGAUGAUGAACUUUAUACUAGGCUCGAGCAAUUUGUGGAGGAAGCACAAAGUUCCCGGAAAGAAGCUUAUGAGGAAUCAGUCAGGCGUAAGAAAGCUGAAAAGGAAGCCAUUGAUGCUUUUCGCCGAGCCAAAGAAUCUAACGCAAUGCAUGCUGAGGAGCAAAGACACAGAAAAGAAAUCGAAGACGCACUUGCAAGAGCUAGAGAAGAAGCUGAGAACAUGAAAUCGCAACUUGGUGAGGUCAUGGAAGAGCUCAGAGUUGCUGAGGAACAGAAGCUUUCCCUAGAGCGUCAAAUUGCAGAUUCUGAUAAGAUGGUGGAGCAGCUGGAACAAAAAAUGUAUUCUGCUGUUGAACUUUUGCAGAGGUACAAAAAGGAAAGAGAUGAAUUACAGCUUGAGAGAGAUAGUGCCCUCAAGGUGGCGGAGGAUCUGAGGAAAAGACAAGCCGAGGAAGCGUCGAGUUCAUCUGUAUCUCAGUUCUUUUCUGAAUUCUCUUUCUUCGAAAUUGAAGAGGCAACAGCACGCUUUAGCCAAACCUUGAAGAUUGGUGAAGGGGGUUAUGGAAGUAUAUAUCGAGGGGACCUUCGACAUACUCAAGUGGCUAUAAAAAUGUUGCAUCCAAAUAGCUCGCAAGGACCUUUCGAAUUUCAACAGGAGGUAAAUAUCCUAAGUAAGUUGAGGCAUCCGAACAUAAUCACCUUGGUAGGAGCCUGCCCGGAAGCUUGGGCACUCGUUUAUGAGUAUCUAUCCAAUGGAAGCCUCGAAGACCGCCUCGCUUGCAGAAACAAUACACCGCCGUUGUCGUGGAAAACUAGAAUCCGUAUAGCAGCAGAGCUAUGCUCUGCCCUAAUCUUUUUGCAUUCUUGCCGCCCUGAGGGAAUUGUCCAUGGUGAUCUGAAGCCUGCCAAUGUGCUGCUCGAUGCCAACUUCGUGUCCAAGCUCAGCGAUUUUGGAAUAUGCCGUAAGCUCCCUCAUGACGAAUUAUCAGAAAACACAACACCAUGUUGGAGGACUGACCCAAAGGGGACGCUUAUGUACAUGGAUCCGGAAUUCCUCGCAACUGGAGAGCUCACUUCAAAGUCAGACGUGUAUUCCUUUGGAAUUGUAUUGUUGCGGUUGUUAACAGGAAGACCUGCACUUGGGAUAACUAAGGAAGUCCAAUAUGCAUUAGAUAACGGUAAGUUGAAUGAUCUACUCGACCCAACAGCUGGUGACUGGCCAUUCGUGCAAGCAAAACAAUUAGCUCACCUUGCCCUCAGCUGUGCUGACAAGAACCGUGGCUCUCGACCGGAUCUUGCUUCUGAGGUGUGGAGGGUGCUUGAACCGAUGAAAAGAUUCUGUGGGGCUUCGUCCCUCCGCUUUGGUUCUCAAGAACAGAGCCAGAUUCCGGCAUACUUCAUCUGUCCCAUCUUCCAGGAAAUCAUGCAAGAUCCUGUGGUUGCAGCCGAUGGGUUUACAUACGAAUCGGAAGCGUUAAAGGGAUGGCUGGAGAGUGGGCAUGAGACAUCACCCAUGACUAACCUAAAGCUUCCACACUCCGAUCUGCUGCCUAACCACACUCUCCGUUCUGCAAUACAAGAGUGGCUGCACCAACCUUGAAGCCACCCGACGACGCCUUUUCAUCUUCUUAAAUCUCUGUACAUGUCACCCUAUAGGCUUAUUACACACACACACUUUUGUUGUAUAGUUGUUUACUACACCUGAUUUCCUCAUGGAUUUCAGUUUGGAUCUUCAACGCAUGAUGCAGAAAUACACGCAGUGGAAAAGCUUCUUCCCUUAUAUGUUUAGCAAAAAGUUUUGUACUCAAAUUUAUUUUAAUAGAAGCUAUACAUUUGUUGCAGACAGAGAAAUGGCUGCAUGUUUUUACAUUC
Messenger RNA from Salvia miltiorrhiza (redroot sage), 3316 nucleotides. RefSeq names its product U-box domain-containing protein 33. The coding region runs from base 393 to 3044 and encodes 883 amino acids. The transcript has 9 exons. Gene Ontology annotation, molecular function: protein kinase activity; ATP binding; ubiquitin-protein transferase activity. Gene Ontology annotation, biological process: protein ubiquitination; protein phosphorylation. NCBI's taxonomy places the organism in Eukaryota, Viridiplantae, Streptophyta, Magnoliopsida, Lamiales, Lamiaceae. The record is from RefSeq and is a predicted model, not a curated record.